CACCUUGUCGUCCGCUAUGUAUCUCGAUAAUAUUUUCGUUUCGAGCGAUCAACCUCUCUCCGAACUCCACAACUGGAAUCCUACCCUACCUUUUGCGGCGUCACUGUGCUUUGUCAUCUCUGUGUCUCUGAGAUGGCGUCAAUUGAAAAAGUCGUGCAUCAAGAUCGGAUCAAAUCACCAAGGGAAUCUCAAAGUCUCUUCUAUCGUAGGCACCUCUGCAUCGGUGCCGACUAAGCCUAACAUCGCUCUAUCUGAAGUAGCCCAUCUCGUCGCAAUCAUUGGUUUUACGAUCAUAUCACCACGAGAGCACUACCGCUCUGUGAGUCCAUCGGAUUUGUUAGUUUUCUAUCUAUCCAUACGCACUUUCUUGAACGUAUCCACGUUACUGCUGUUUUGCGACAGAGGCUCCAUUUCAGUUCAGGUACUACGAACAAUCAUAGAGGCCGCGAACCUCACAAUCGAGUCUCAAAGUAAGAGAUACUUCUUGCUCGACACUUUCCGGGACCUUGCACCCGAAGAAACAGCUGGACUUUGGAGCAAAGCCAGCUUCGCUUGGGUGAGUUCAAUACUCUUUGCUGGAAACGACUUGGUAUUCUCUCUAGGAUCAUUGCCCCAGAAUCCUCCUCAGUUUGAACCUUCGAAAUUGCGUCAGAAGAUUUUGAUGGCUUGGGAUCGGAGAUGUAAGUCGUUCGAUCGCAUCAGGUCUAUCAGAAUUGACAACGUUCCACAGCAANAACCAGAAAGUCGUUUGUCAUUGCCAUUCGUUUUGGCAAAGUGCCUCAUGCCAGACUUUGCUACCAUCGCGCCUACGAGAUUCAUGCUCAUUGUCUUUCGCUACGCUCAACCUCUUCUCAUGAGCAAGAUGUUGCAACUGCUAGCCAACAAUGCUUUGGGUGGGCAAUCGUAUCAGCUUUCAUGCACCAUAGUCAUCAUCUCAGCGGUAAUUUACAUUGGACAAGCGCUCAAUCGUCUCAAAAUCAUGACCAGGGCCGCACUUGUUGGACUCGUAUACGAGAAGACGCUUAGUGCACCCUCUGCUACGUACAAGGACUAUAGCGCAGUCACUCUGAUGAGUACUGACGUUGAUGCUCUUAGUGACGUCAGUGAGAUGUUUCACGAGGCUUGGGCCGAAGUGUUAGAAGUCGUUGUGGGUAUGAUCUUGCUGGCUCAGCAAAUCGGAUGGUUCUGUGUUAUCCCUCUGCCAAUAAUAUAUGGCUGCUCUCACAUGACUCGAUAUGUAGCACGAAAUCUGCGUCCUAAACAACUUGCAUGGAACAAAGCCACACAAGACCGUGUCAACAAGAUCGUCUCUGUGGUCAGCAAAAUUAAGAUCAUCAAGAUGCUCGGUCUCGCAAAAAUCGUCGAAAGACAAACCGGCAGCAUGAGGCAGGCGGAAAUUGAUGCCUCGAAAGACAUGCGCUGGGUAUCUGUGCUCGCUAACGCAAGUGCAAAUGCACUUGGGUUGUUCACACCUGCAAUCACCAUCAUCCUCUUCGCUGCUAUGGGAAACUCGAAACUCGAUGCGGAAACAGCUUAUACAACACUAGCAGUCCUGGUCAUGGUCACUCAUCCUGCAAAUAUGGUCAUGACCAUAGUACCUAGGGCAAUUGCGUCUUUGACCAGUUUCCAGAGGAUACACGAUUUUGUCAGCAAGUCGCAUUUUCAAGAUGCUCGUCUCCCCCUUCAAUGCACGGAAGGAGCGACCUUGAUAGACACUGAUCCUGUUCUCCAGAUGGCAAUCGAGUUCAAGGAUGUUGAAAUCAAGUUAGCAGGCACCGCACCUCCAGCUCUGGAUAACAUCAAUCUACGCAUCAGCCGUGGUUCUAUCGUUGUAUGUACUGGACUUACAGGAGUAGGAAAAAGCAUAUUGGGCCUAGCAAUUACUGGAGAAUUGGCGCCGUCCAAAGGAUCCAUAUCCGUCAUCAGCGGACGCACAGGGCUAUGUGCUCAAUCACCAUGGCUUUCAGGGCAGAGUAUACCCGAGACGAUCCGAGGCCUCUCUACUAACUAUGAUGACGCCUGGUACCAGAGAGUCCUGGCUGCUUGUUACAUAGAUGACGAUAUCCUGCUACCGUCUGUCACCCGAGCUGCUGAACAUGGGCAUACACGACUUUCGGGAGGGCAACGGCAAAGAGUCGCAUUGGCUCGUGCUGUAUAUCAACGACACGAUAUCCUUGUUCUCGACGACCCAUUUUCAGCGCUGGAUCAGCGCGCACAGGAGCGUGUGAUUACCAAUCUGCUUGGUCCUAAUGGACUGCUCAGAAGCCCAUACACGACUGUGUUCUUGAUUACAAAUGUCUCCCGUGCUCGCUCUUUCGCGGACAGAGUUUUGCUAUUGAAGAACAAUUGCAUCGAUUUUGAUGGUGACUGCAACAGCUUCCGCACCUACUCAGGCUCAUCAAUAGAACGUAUCAUCCCAGCUGACGACGCGGCGAAACUCGACGAUGAGGAAAAGACACAAUCGACCCGUGUCAAGACAAGCAAGCCUGCCACCAAAGAUGAUGAAUUCGACGUCGAUAGAAGACCUGGCGACAUGUCAGUUUACCGAUACUACCUUAGGUCGGUGGGUGGGAUGAACAUGCUCGCACUCUUGGCCUGUACACCACUAUAUUCGUUCUUUUCUAUCUUUCCCCACUACUGGCUCAAGUGGUGGACACAAGCAGGAGCCACGAAAGAUACCCUCUAUAUGCUCGGCUACUUGUUGUCUUCCACCAUUGCCUGGGCGUCCACCAGCAGCAUGCUCUGGGUCAACUUCAUCAAGCUAGCACCCAGAUCUGGAGCAGUGUUGCAUUGCAAUCUGCUGACUACAGUGCUCGGAGCUCCAAUGUCUUUCUUUUCGACCACGGGUACUGGAGCACUUGUCAACAGAUUCAGUCAGGAUAUCGCACUCAUCGAUCGAGAGCUUCCUUCUGCAAUGGCUGCACUGUGUACACAAGUCUUCAAGCUCAUAAUGCAGUGUUCUCUGCUAGUCACCAGUCAAAAGUUACUCAUUUUCGCCUUGCCAAUUUACGGGCUCGCCAUCUAUAUGGUUCAAAAGGUGUACCUGCACACUUCGCGCCAACUCAGAUACUUAGAGCUAGAAUCGAGAUCAGCGGUGUAUACGAGCUUCUUGGAUGCAGUCGAGGGAUUGACAACCAUCAGGGCUUUUGGAUGGCAACAAGCAUACCUCGAUCAACAUACAAGACACUUGGAUCUCUCUCAACGAGCAUUGUAUCUGUUUUUGUGCGUGCAGCGCUGGCUAAAUGUCAUUCUGGACUUUGCUGUUGCCGUUGUGGCUGUUGUAGUCAUUAGCCUUGCGGUUUUCUAUACUGAUGAAACGUCUAGUGCUGACGUGGGCAUCGCGUUGAAUAUGGUCUUGGUGGCCAACACCACAUUGCUGAGGUUGAUAGAAUCUUGGACGAGUAUGGAGGUGUCAAUUGGUGCUGCUGCGAGGCUGAAGAAGCUGGAGGAUUGGGUGGUGGGUGAGCAUGCUUGUGCUGUUUCACAGAUGGCUGUGUCUGAGAAUUGGCCAUCCGCUGGAGAGCUUGUAUUGAAGGGUGUGAGGGUGUGCUAUGGUUCUCGAGUCAUCCUAGACAAAGUCGACUUGACCAUCCCAGCCGGCACAAAAGUCUUCAUCUGCGGCGAAACAGGAAGCACUCUACUCAUGGCACUCCUACGUCUUUCCCCAGUUCACUCCGGCUCCAUCCACCUCUGCGGCAAAGAAAUCUCCCACGCAGCACCUUCAAUCCUCCGUUCCCGCUGCUUCAUCUGCGUACCACAAGACCCUCUCUCCUUCCCCGAAGAAAGUCUUCGCAACAACAUCGAUCCCUAUCACCACCACUCAUCCCACCAGAUCAUAGAAGUUCUACAAAAGUUGCAGCUGUGGUCUUACUUCCAACCUAUCACCAAUGCCACCAACUCUUUCGACGGCGAUGACAACGAUGGCAUCCUCAACUCACUACUAUCCUCCUUCCCUCCGGUCUCAACAGGUCAAGCCCAACUCUUCUCUCUCGCCUGCGCUAUCCUCCGCUCGAAUCACCAAGCGAAGAAAGGACAAAAGCCCAUCAUACUCCUCGACGAACCAACCGCCGAUCUUGACGACGAAUACCAAGAUUUGUGUUCAAAGGUCAUUGAAGAAGAAUUUACCCAANAAGGGUUUACAGUGAUGAUGAUCACGCACAGUUCCAAGGAUUUAGAGCAGAGGGUGAGACGGGGCAAGGACAUGAUUGUUGAGGUCGCGAAUGGAAGGGUGAGAUUGGAGAGCUGU
This is a messenger RNA of Aureobasidium vineae, 4246 nucleotides long. NCBI's taxonomy places the organism in Eukaryota, Fungi, Ascomycota, Dothideomycetes, Dothideales, Saccotheciaceae. The record is from the annotation of a GenBank genome assembly.